AUCUGUGAGGUGGGCCUGCCGGAGGGGCUGAUGCCACCAUUCCGGGAGCCUUGGUGGUGGGGAGAGGACAUCUGAGCAGCAGCUUCUCCACACGGACUCCAGCUCCAUGGCCGCCCGCCUCCUCCUCCUGGGCAUCCUCCUGCUGCUGUUACCCCCACCAGCCCCCGCCCCCUGCCACACGGCCGCACGCUCGGAGUGCAAGCGCAAGUACAAGUUAGUGCCCGGUUCGUGGCUGGCCGGGGAGGGUGUAGAUGUGACCAGCCUCCGCCGCUCUGGCUCCUUCCCAGUGGACACACGUAGGUUCCUGCGGCCUGAUGGCACCUGCACCCUCUGUGAAAAUGCCCUAGAGCCAGGCGCACUCCAGCGCCUGCCCCUGGCAGUCACCAACUGGCAUGCCCAGGGCUCUGGCUGCCAGCGCCGCGUGGCCAAAGCCAAAGCCAGCUCCACUGAAGCUGUGGCUCGGGAGGCGGCCGGCACCAUCCGCAACGACUGGAAGAUCGGGCUGGACGUGACUCCCCACCCCAGCAGCAACGUGCACGUGUCUGUGGCCGGCUCACACUCCCAGGCAGCCAACUUCGCGGCCCAGAAGACCCACCAGGACCAGUACAGCUUCAGCACUGACUCGGUGGAGUGUCGUUUCUACAGUUUCCACCUGGUGCACAAGCCCCCCCUCCACCGCGAUUUCAAGAGGGCCCUCAGGGACCUGCCUCCCCACUUCAACGCCUCCACCGAGCCCAGCUACCUCAGGCUCGUCUCCAACUACGGCACCCACUUCAUCCGGGCCGUGGAGCUGGGCGGCCGCAUCUCGGCCAUCACCGCCCUGCGCACCUGCGAGCUGGCCCUGGAGGGGCUCACGGCCAACGAGGUGGAGGACUGCCUGAACAUGGAGGCCCAGGUCAGCAUAGGCAGCCACGCCAGCUCCUCGGCUGAAUCCAAAGCCUGUGAGGAGAAGAAGAAGCAGCACAAGAUGACGGGCUCCUUCCACCAGUCCUACCGGGAGCGCCACUCCGAAGUGGUCGGCGGCCACCACGCCUCCCUGCACGACCUGCUGUUUGGGAACCAGGCGGGGCCCGAGCAGUUCUCAGCCUGGGUGGCCUCGCUGGCUGGCAGCCCCGGCCUGGUGGACUACACGCUGGAGCCGCUGCAUUUGCUCCUGGAGAGCCAGGACCCGCGGCGGGAGGCGCUGAGGCAGGCCGUGAGCAAGUACCUGACCGACAGGGCACGCUGGAGGGACUGCAGCCGGCCGUGCCCCCCAGGGCAGCAGAAGAGCCCCCACGAUCCGUGCCAGUGCGUGUGCCCCAGCUCCGAGGUCACCACUCGGGACUGCUGUCCACGGCAGAGGGGCCUGGCCCAGCUGGAGGUGACCCAGGUCCAAGCAUGGAAUCUGUGGGGUGACGGGAUCACUGCUACUGACGCCUACUUAAAGGUCUUCUUUGGUGGCACAGAGCGGAGGACAAACAUCGUGUGGAACAAUAACAACCCCCACUGGACAAAAGGGGUGGACUUUGGGAAUGUGCUCCUGGCCACAGGGGGGCCCCUGAGGGUGCAGGUCUGGGAUGCAGACAGUGGCUGGGACGAUGACCUCCUUGGUACCUGUAACGAAACUCCAAAGUCUGGUUCCCACGUGGUGAAAUGCAACCUGAACCACGGUCAGCUGCAAUUCCACUACCAUGCCAGGUGCUUGCCCCAUUUGGCGGGGGGAACCUGCCUGGAGUACGCCCCGCAAGGGCUUCUGGGAGAGCCUCCAGGAAACCGGAGUGGGGCCGUGUGGUGAGAACGGCGAGCUUUGAGGGGACCGUAUGCUUGGCUGAACAGGUUCUCCCAGGGGGAGCCGGGCCAGUCUUCCUAUUCCCAUUAGGCAGAUGGAAAACUGAGGCUCAGACUGUUUUUUACUGCAAGUGGCUGAAUUUAGCGACCAACCCUGAGUCUCCCUGACCAGCCUGCCUUAGCCCUCCAGUGUCCCCGAGUCCUCAGUCUCUGCUUCACAGCCACAGCUUCGGCCAGGAGCUGGGCAGAGGCCCCCGGCCGUUCCCACCAAGCUGCCCAGUGCCCCUCUCUUCAGAACCCCCCCUGAGUCCUUUCUGGGGAGCCCCUGCAGCCCCACUUGCUCUGUUUGCUGUCUUCUCUGCCCACCGCACUUUGCCACUCAGACGAAUCAAAGGCUAUCCUGUCCUGUCUCACUGUGUCCCAGGUUGACAGAGGGCCAAUAAAUAUGAUGUGAUGGUGUCCCUGACGGUGGUGGUGUGGCAGAGGCGAGGACGGGGACCACACACACCCUCGAGAUAAACUUCCACAUUAGCAACCCACAGAAAACAGGCAGGCAGGCAGGCAAGGUAAAGAAACUGUUUUUCCACUUUUUUUGGAAAUGGGGGACCAAAAAUAUUUUACUUUCUUCAUGGCUCUCUGACUCAAGAGACAGCAGCACAGACUUGGUGGUAAAUGGUGAUGCACAUUCGGCUCCCAGCUGAAAGGCAAGAGGGAACUGCAGGGCACCCGUCUUAUAUACACGGGAGGCUGCGGCUCCGUCCGGAGGAACAUUCCAUGCAGGAACGGGAGCCCAGCGCUGCCAGGUCUUCUCGUGUUUUAAAAUAACCAGAAACCCCACUCUGACUUCUAGCAGUGGCAGUUAAUAUUUCACUUUGUGAAAAUAAACCU
This is a messenger RNA of Lemur catta (Ring-tailed lemur), 2655 nucleotides long. It is a transcript of the gene PRF1, whose product is annotated as perforin 1. The transcript is spliced from 3 exons. Bases 107 to 1774 code for a protein of 555 amino acids. Gene Ontology annotation, biological process: leukocyte mediated cytotoxicity. NCBI's taxonomy places the organism in Eukaryota, Metazoa, Chordata, Mammalia, Primates, Lemuridae. The record is from RefSeq and is a predicted model, not a curated record. Gene Ontology annotation, molecular function: pore-forming activity; calcium ion binding.